Messenger RNA from Drosophila takahashii, 2690 nucleotides. NCBI's taxonomy places the organism in Eukaryota, Metazoa, Arthropoda, Insecta, Diptera, Drosophilidae. The record is from RefSeq and is a predicted model, not a curated record.
AGCUGAAUGAUGAUGAUGCGCUCGAGCGUUGAGAGUUUCGAUUGGAUUCCAAUUUACGAGCACCACCAGCGGUAGUUGCUUGCUAAUUUUUACCCACUAACCGAGGAGAGAUGUGGCUGAGAGCGUUUGUUUAACAAGACAGGGUACAUUGAGUAAACGAGAUGCCGCCGCCGAGACAAUAGUCGAACUUAUGCACCUUCGGAUGAACCACCUCCACCGCCUUCUCCCUUUUUCGUGUUCAGCUGGGGGAACACCGCCACCACCACAGCUGCACACGAUUGCAAUAAAUGCCAUAAAGUAUCAAAAUCUCAGCACUCGCUCAGCUCCAAGCUGCAAGCUCCGGCUUUAGAUUCGAAUUCAGAUGCAGCGGCAGCACAGCGUUUUCGUUCAUUCCAUUCCAUUUGAUUGCAUUUGGCGCCAAACCAAGUAUAAAAGCUGGAGAACCUGGGCUGCGAUCGGCACACAAGUACCGUGACAUUCGAGGAGCCACAACACGCGGUGGCACUGCAGCAUUGGUGCAACAAAACGGCAAAAGGACUCACGUGGAUUACCUUAGAUUGGUGGAUAAAGUGUGGUGAAGGGGGAUCGGUUGCCAAGGAUUUGUGGGUGCAUCAAGGAUUCAGCUUUUCUUCGACUGGGAUUAUACAAUCAGAAGUUUGCUGUGAUGGCUCUUAAAUGGGCUCUGGUGAUCACGACGUUGGCGGUGGCCCAGGCAGCCAAGCUGGAUAACAAAUACCUGCCCCCGCCGGCAAGUGCGGCCAGUGCAGGCGGCAGUCCGGGAGCAGGGCUCCAGGGUCCAGGAGGUGGCUUCGGAGGCGGAGGUGGAGGAGGACCAGGUGGUGGCUUCGGUGGCGGUGGAGGAGCCGGUGGUGGCGGAGGAGGCGGCUUCGGUGGUGGCAACAACGGACUGGGUGGUUUUUCCAACGGAAGACCCAUUGCUCCUGGCGGUGGUGGUGGUGCACCCGCUUCACGUCCCAGUUCACCAGGCGGUGGUGGUGGUGCUCCUCCAGCCUCUGGACCACCGAUCCCGAUCCUCUCGUUUGUCAACGAGAACGACGGCGAUGGCAACUAUCGCUUCAGCUACGAGACCGGCAAUGGAAUUAAGGCCCAGGAGGAGGGCACUGUGAAGAACAAGGGAUCCGAGAACGAAAUCCCCUCCGUGAUGGGAUCCUACUCCUACACGAAUCCCGAGGGCGAGCUCGUCGAGAUCAUGUACACGGCGGAUGAGAAUGGCUUCGUGCCCUCGGGCAACGCACUGCCCACACCACCACCCAUUCCGGAGGCGAUUGCCAAGUCCCUGGCUGCCCAGGGCAUCUCUGUGCUGCCGGGCGGUGGUUUUAGUGGAGGAUCAGGCGCCGGUGGAGGCGGUGGUUAUGGAGGCGGUGGUGCCGGUGGUGCCGGUGGUGGAUCCGGUGGUGGCGCUGGAGCCGGCGGCGGUGGAGGUGGAUUUGGUGGAGCCGGAGGUGGUGGCGGCGGAUAUGGAGGCGGCGGCGGCGCCGGUCGCGGAGGUGGUGGAGGACCAGGGGCUCCAGGCGGCGGAGGAUUCGGCGGAGCCGGAGGUGGUGGCGGCGGAUACGGAGGAGGUGGCGGCGCUGGUCGCGGCGGUGGUGGAGGACCAGGGGCUCCAGGCGGCGGAGGAUUCGGCGGAGCCGGAGGUGGUGGCGGCGGAUACGGAGGAGGUGGCGGCGCUGGUCGCGGCGGCGGUGGUGCUCCAGGAGCUCCCGGUUCCCCUGGCGGAGGCGGUUUUGGUCAAGGAGGUGGUGGCGGAUUCGGAGGAGGUGCCGGUCGCGGUGGAGCUCCAGGAGGUCCCGGUGCUCCAGGUGGAGGAGGAUUCGGUGGAGCCGGAGGAGCUGGCGGCGGAUAUGGAGGCGGCGGCGGUCGAGGUGGUGGUGGAGCACCAGGAGCUCCAGGAUCUCCUGGCGCAGGAGGAUUUGGUGGAGCCGGCGGAGCUGGUGGCGGCUAUGGAGGCGGUGGCGGCGGAGGCCGCGGUGGUGGUGGAGCUCCAGGUGCCCCAGGAGCCCCAGGAGCCCCUGGAGGCGGCGGAUUUGGAGGUCAAGGAGGUGGUAGCCGUUUCGGAGGAGGCGCCGGACGUGGUGGUGCUCCAGGAGGCCCCGGUGCUCCAGGCGGAGGAGGUUUUGGUGGAGCUGGAGGAGCCGGAGGAGCAGGAGGAGCUGGCGGUGGAUAUGGAGCCGGCGGCGGCCGAGGAGGUGGUGGAGCACCUGGAGGUCCUGGCUCGCCCGGAGGAGGAGGAUUUGGAGGAGCUGGUGGACGCGGUGGUGCAGGUGGCGCAGGAGGCGGCGGUGGACGACCAGGAGCUCCAGGAUUGCCCGGUGGCAACCAGUACGUUCCGCCCCCAGCUGGUGGCGGCGGAGGACCUGGCUCGCCCGGAAGACCAGGCUCUGGACCUCCCGGCGCUGGGUCGCAAUACAUCCCACCGCCACCAGGGUUGCCGGGUGGAGGUCGUGGAAGUGGGGAUUUCAAUCCUCAGACAGGCUAUAGCUAUUAAAACCAGGAGAAGUCCCGGAAACGCCUAUCAAAUCUCUCAAAUCGAAGAAAUGUCAAUCCAAUGCAGGCUGCCCUAAAUGUUCUUUCACCAAAAUGGUUAAUUUAUUUAUGUAAGCUUCUCUUUCCCCUUUUUCUUUUGUGACAAUGUGUGUGUGCCACUAUCGAAAUAAAUGAAUCUUGAAUAC